AUAGGACAAAGCGAGUCAGGGAAAUCGACAUUGCAAAAACAGUUCCAAAUACUGUAUGCCCCGCAAACGUUGGAGAGCGAGAGGGCAGCCUGGCGGGGCAUCAUUUAUGUGAAUGUUAUCGCAACUGUGCGACAGAUAUUCGAAGUUGUUGAACCAACCCAGAAUGACCGAGAUUACGUCCUACAUGGGCGCUUCACAGAAGACGAUAGAGGCAAGUGGGAGGGUCCAUCAAGAUUCACGCCAAGUCCAGCGGGAGAACCAAGUGCCCACGUCGAUCUUCUCACUCUCCGGUAUCGUUUGUCGCCCCUGAUGAGUGUCGAAUCGACUUUGGCCGAACGCUUGGGAGCGGGCUUUCAUGUAGAUGGAGAGACUGGUAGUCAAGAAAUGUUUGUUCGUCGUGGGUGGCAGCAGUUACGACCUCGCGGAACAGGCUCAGAGGCGAAGGCUCGAAGAAAGCGCGGAAUCCCUGAAGGUCGUCCAAGCUUGGAGAUUGACGAGCAGCUGUAUGAAGCAUCAAGAUUGAUCGAGGCAUGCAAGGACGAUAUCCAUUUGUUAUGGAACCACCCUACCGUCCAACGAUUGAUGAUGAAGGGCAGGAUUGUUGUGAAAGAAUCAUCUGAUUUCUUCAUGAACGAAAUAGAUAGGAUAUCCUCUCUUGACUUUGUUCCUACGAAUGACGAUAUUCUUUACGCCCGCAUUCGUACAGUCGGCAUUGCUGAAUACACAUAUCAGCUCCAGUUUGGGGCCAAGAUGCGGACAUGGCGGAUAGUUGAUGUUGGUGGGACAAGAAGACAAAGACAUGCAUGGAUACCGUACUUCGACAACGCAACAGCUAUCAUCUUCCUGUGUCCUGUGUCAGCGUUUGACCAAUGGUUGGACGAGGACCCAACCACAAAUCGUAUCGAAGAUUCGAUGAAAUUAUUCUCCAUCGUCUGCUCGUCGCCACUACUCAAGCGAACCCAUAUCGUUCUCUUUUUGAAUAAGAUUGAUAUCCUGAAGGAGAAACUAAAGAACGGGGCGAAAGUGCGCAAAUCUAUCCCGACGUAUGGAAAUCGGGAGAACGAUGUGGACACGGUAGUGAAGUAUUUCCAAUCGCACUUUCAGACGGUUUUCCGGAAGAGCAAUCCGCCCUCAGAAUCCGGACAUCAGGGGCAAGGUCGUCAAGUACGUCAUGCCGGGUGGAGUCGUUGA
Cantharellus anzutake is the source of this 1191-nucleotide messenger RNA. RefSeq names its product guanine nucleotide binding protein, alpha subunit. Gene Ontology annotation, cellular component: heterotrimeric G-protein complex. NCBI's taxonomy places the organism in Eukaryota, Fungi, Basidiomycota, Agaricomycetes, Cantharellales, Hydnaceae. The record is from RefSeq and is a predicted model, not a curated record. The annotation marks the transcript as partial. Gene Ontology annotation, molecular function: G protein-coupled receptor binding; guanyl nucleotide binding; GTPase activity. The transcript is spliced from 6 exons. Gene Ontology annotation, biological process: G protein-coupled receptor signaling pathway.